AUGGGCUGGCUGUGGGCAUCUGGUCCUCAAAAGGGCGAACCUGAAGACACAUCGAAACCACCCUCAAAUACAAACCCUCCCGAACCAGCGUCUCCGAAUGCACCGCCGACAAAGAAGAUGACCCCGGCCGAACAAGCUGAUUUUGAAUUUAAUCAGCUCUUCGCCAGUCUCCAAGAAGCAGAGAAGAACCCGAGCAAAUCCAAUGCGCUCCUGAACAGUGACGCGACUCCCUCAGAACCUACCUCCCCCAUCGCCGAAGAAUCUCUCUACCCGGACGAAAUGUCUUGCCGCACAGCGUUCGACUACGCCUUCUUCUGCCAGUCCUUUGGUGGCCAAUUCGUGAACGUUUACCGGUAUGGUGAAAUGCGCUCAUGCAGCGAGCACUGGGACAACUUCUGGCUCUGCAUGAAGACCCGUGGCUGGGGAGAUGAAUUGCGCAAAAAGGCCAUCCGCGCUCACAACCAGAAGAAGGCCAUCAAGUGGAAGACUGGUCCUAGCAGUGAGGACGUCUGGGAUGUUCGACUCGAUCCGGUCCGUGAUGCUUUCAAGGGCGAUUUCGCCGCACUGGAGCGCGAGAUGAAGGCUGAAGCAGAAGCCGAGGCGGCCUCAAAAGCGGCUGCAUGA
Molecule: messenger RNA, 624 nt
Organism: Penicillium maclennaniae
Lineage: Eukaryota; Fungi; Ascomycota; Eurotiomycetes; Eurotiales; Aspergillaceae
Product: EMI1 family protein
Exons: 1
Coding region: 1-624 (207 amino acids)
Source: RefSeq, a predicted model, not a curated record